UAUUCCACGAUUUUUCACCGUUUUUAUUCAAUCGUUUUUGGGCUUGAUUUGGUAGUUCUUUGGUUGAAAUCAAGUUUUUCUGAUAUUGUUUAUGGAAUGUUGAUGAAGUGAAGAAUCGAUCAAGGUGAUGUGACGUUCUCUCUGGUAGAACUGUUUGAAUGCUGUUUUAAAAGGAAGAUUUUUGAUCGAAUUUAUAUUCCUUUUAAUCGUCACUGUUGCUGUUGGUGAGGGAUUUGUACGAUCUUCUUCCGAAAGGGAACUUGGCGGGUAAUCUCUGUGAUUGGCGAUCGAGGGAAGAGGGUUUUAGUUUAGGAUUAGCACUUUAUCGAUGCCGGAUAAUUGGCAGGUUCAGAACAAUGGUGUAUCCACUUCUUCUAAUGCCUCUGCUGAUAACCUGGAAGAGGCCAUGUGGCGCUUGAAAAUUCAGACCAAUGAUAAUCACGAGGGAGCUGCUGCAUACUCAACUCCUUAUCCGGAUCGUCCUGGUGAACCUGACUGCAUAUAUUACUUGAGGACAGGGUUAUGUGGAUAUGGAAACAAUUGCCGUUUCAACCAUCCUGUUUAUCCUGGGCAGCCAUUCUGUUCCUGCAGGAUGCUCAAUACAGAGGUGAACUCCCUGAACGAGUUGGACAACCUGAUUGCCAGUAUUUCCUGAAGACAGGAACAUGCAAAUUUGGAGCGACAUGUAAGUAUCACCACCCACGUGAGAGACAGGAUGCAGGACAGGUCCCAUUGAAUGUUUUAGGUCUACCUAUGCGUCAGGAGGAGAAAUCUUGUCCAUAUUACAUGCGAACUGGGUCUUGUAAAUUCGGAACAGCUUGCAAGUUUCAUCAUCCCCAGCCUACAGCACUUGGGGCUGUGUUACCUCUAACUGGGCCAGCUACAUAUGGAUCUACAGGUUCAUCAGGAGCUCCUCCAUCAGGCUUACCUUAUGUAAGUGGACUUCCAGCAUGGUCUUUACCACGAUCACCAUAUUUAUCUGGUCCACGUGUACAAGGUCCUCAUGCCUACAUGCCUGUUGUUCUUUCUCCUUCCCAAGGCAUCAUGUCUACUCAGCAAGGAUGGAACACAUAUACGGGAACCAUGAGCCCUGUACCAUCUACGAAUGUUCUUGGAUCCAAUCUGGUUUAUAACUCUAGGACUCAGGGCGAGUCAGGUUCUAGUGGGCAGGUGCACUUUUUAUCGACAUCCGCCUCACAUUUCCCUGAGAGACCUGACCAGCCAGAAUGCCAGUAUUACAUGAAGACUGGAAGCUGUAAAUUUGGACCCACUUGCAAAUACCAUCAUCCAAAAGAGAGAAUUGCUCCAUUGGCUACAAAUACGCUGGGUCCCUUUGGCCUUCCCCUUAGACCUGGCCAGGCUAUUUGCACAUUCUACAGUCUGUAUGGAAUCUGCAAGUUUGGUCCAACUUGCAAAUUUGAUCACCCUGUGGCAGGAUAUUAUAACUACAGCAUGAACCUGCCUGCUUUGUCCUUACCAGAUCAACCUCUCUUUCCUUACCCGAGAAACUCACCCAUGGUCCUUUCAUCUGAAACUUCUCCGACCAAGUCAUCAAGGUUGCCAGAUCGGAUCAUAAAAUCUGAGGCUACAAGCACCAAACACCAGAAUCUAGAUGUGAAAGCUUCUGAAGAUCCACCACAAGAAGGAACCUCUCCGGUACACAAUUCUUCAUCUUCUUCAGAAAUUCGACAUGAGCAAUCUGAUUAAACCUCUCUCCCCCCCCCCCCCCUUCUCCCCUUUUGUUGGGUGUUUUGUUCCUCUGAAGGAAAAUUUUCGCACAUGUGUCUCCUCUCCCCCACUUUCACCUGCGAUUCUGUGGAGUGGGUUAGGCUAUUUGGAUAUAUAAGUGGUGGGUGUUGGCAGGAGGCAUGGAUGGCUCUUUUUUGGGUGGUGAAAUAAAAAGCAGGUGAAAUUUGUAUGUGCUUUAUUUUUUCCUUCAUUUUUAAAUUUUCUGUUUUCUACAGAUGAUGUUUAUUUGUCUUGACGAGAAUCUGUAACUGUUUGUAAUGGAAUGCCGAAAGAUGAGGAAGUUUGGCAUGUUUAGUGGUGCCACCUUUUAUUUA
This is a messenger RNA of Telopea speciosissima, 2063 nucleotides long. RefSeq names its product zinc finger CCCH domain-containing protein ZFN-like. NCBI's taxonomy places the organism in Eukaryota, Viridiplantae, Streptophyta, Magnoliopsida, Proteales, Proteaceae. The record is from RefSeq and is a predicted model, not a curated record. The coding region runs from base 523 to 1707 and encodes 394 amino acids. Gene Ontology annotation, molecular function: metal ion binding; mRNA binding. The transcript has 7 exons.